Molecule: messenger RNA, 2350 nt
Organism: Vespula pensylvanica (western yellowjacket)
Lineage: Eukaryota; Metazoa; Arthropoda; Insecta; Hymenoptera; Vespidae
Gene: crn
Product: protein crooked neck
Exons: 14
Coding region: 219-2270 (683 amino acids)
Biological process (GO): spliceosomal complex assembly; mRNA splicing, via spliceosome
Cellular component (GO): precatalytic spliceosome; U2-type catalytic step 2 spliceosome; post-mRNA release spliceosomal complex
Molecular function (GO): protein binding
Source: RefSeq, a predicted model, not a curated record
GUGAGUUUUGGAAGUGUAGGUUUUUGAAAUUUAUUCUAUGUUCCACUAUCUAGCUAUAUAAUAUAACUUUUGUGAUUAUAUCCGGUGCAUAUGGCCAAAAUCGAACUAGCUGCUACCUUGUUUUUGCAUAAGUGUAGACGUAGUUCUGUUUGUUUGGUUAGAAUUAUUGUUGAAAUUGUAUUUGUUACAUAGAAAAUCACAUUCGAUCAAACAUCAUCAUGGAAAAAUCACAAAAAAUGCCCAAAGUGGCUAAGGUGAAAAACAAAGCACCUGCGGAAAUUCAAAUCACAGCAGAACAGCUGUUAAGAGAAGCAAAGGAGAGAGAUUUGGAAAUUUUACCUCCUCCACCAAAGCAAAAAAUAUCAGAUCCCCAUGAAUUGGCUGAUUAUCAACAUCGAAAACGGAAGAUGUAUGAAGAUAAUAUACGUAAGAAUCGUAUGGUUAUAACGAAUUGGAUAAAAUAUGCCCAAUGGGAAGAAAGUCAGAAACAAAUAAAAAGAGCAAGGUCUAUAUAUGAACGUGCCUUAGAUGUUGAUCACAGAAAUAUUACAUUAUGGCUGAAGUAUACUGAAAUGGAAAUGCGUAAUAGGCAAAUAAAUCAUGCUAGAAAUUUAUGGGAUCGUGCAGUUACAAUUUUACCUAGAGCUAAUCAAUUUUGGUACAAAUAUACAUAUAUGGAAGAAAUGUUAGAAAAUAUUGCUGGAGCACGUCAAGUUUUUGAGCGUUGGAUGGAAUGGGAACCUGAUGAACAAGCAUGGCAAACAUAUAUUAAAUUUGAAUUACGAUAUAAAGAAAUACAAAGAGCAAGAGAGAUAUAUGAACGUUUUGUUAUGGUUCAUCCUGAUGUAAAACAUUGGAUAAAGUAUGCACGUUUUGAAGAAUCUCAUGGUUUCAUAAAUGGAGCACGCAAGGUUUAUGAACGUGCUGUCAACUUUUUUGGAGAUGAAAGCUUGGAUGAAAGGUUAUUUAUAGCAUUUGCAAGAUUUGAAGAAGCACAGAGAGAACAUGAUAGAGCAAGAAUAAUUUAUAAAUAUGCUUUAGACAAUAUUUCAAAAGAAAGAACAGAAGAAAUAUAUAAAGCAUAUACCAUACAUGAAAAGAAAUAUGGAGACCGUUCAGGCAUUGAAGAUGUAAUAGUUAGCAAAAGAAAAUAUCAGUACGAACAAGAAGUCAAAGAAAAUCCUUCUAAUUAUGAUGCUUGGUUCGAUUAUCUAAGAUUAGUAGAAUCUGAAGGAAAUGUUGAAGUUGUAAGAGAAACAUAUGAACGAGCCAUAGCAAAUGUUCCUCCUACCAAGGAGAAGCAAUAUUGGAGACGAUAUAUCUAUCUGUGGAUAAAUUAUGCUUUGUAUGAAGAACUUGAUACGGAAGAUAUAGAUAGAUGUCGUCAAGUUUACAGAACCUGUUUAGAACUCAUUCCACAUAAACAUUUUACAUUUUCUAAGAUAUGGCUAUUUUAUGCAUAUUUCGAAAUACGGCAAAAAAAUUUGACUGUAGCGAGAAAAACAUUGGGUAUGGCAUUGGGUGUUUGUCCUAGAGAUAAAUUGUACCGUGGUUACAUUGAUUUAGAGAUACAACUCAGAGAAUUUGAUAGAUGCAGGAUUCUGUAUGAAAAAUUCCUUGAAUUUGGACCUGAAAACUGCACAACGUGGAUGAAAUUUGCAGAAUUAGAAACUUUAUUAGGGGACGUUGACCGUGCUAGAGCUAUUUAUGAAUUAGCUGUAUCUCAACCAAGGUUGGAUAUGCCUGAACUUUUAUGGAAAUCAUAUAUAGAUUUUGAAAUAUCUCAGGAUGAAAUAGAAAAUGCUAGACAACUAUUUGAGAGAUUAUUAGAACGAACUCUUCAUGUCAAAGUUUGGAUAGCGUAUGCUAAAUUUGAAUUAGGUAAUUCUUCAUCGGAAGAUGGUGUUGAUAAUGUUACUUUAGCUCGUAGAAUAUUUGAACGUGGGAAUGAUGCAUUACGUUCAAAUGGUGAUAAAGAAAGUAGAGUAUUACUUUUGGAAGCAUGGAGAGAUUUCGAAAAUGAGAAAGGAGACGAAGAAAGUCAGACUAAAAUUAUUGCCAAAAUGCCUAGAAGAAUUAAACGAAGAAGACGAAUUGUUGGAGAAGAUGGAAAUGAUGGAUGGGAAGAAAUAUUUGACUUCGUAUUUCCAGAAGAUGAAUCCCAAAGACCAAAUCUUAAAUUUUUGGCAUCAGCGAAAGCAUGGAUGAAGCAAAAAAUUUCUAGUGAAAUUAUUCAAAGUGGAAAUAAACAAUUAGAAAGCGACAAUUAAAAAUAAUCUAUAUCUUUUACAUUAUUAUAAUAUUUAUAUACUGCAACAUAGAUAAUAUAGAUAUAGUGUAUAAUUUAAUA